AUGCCUAUAUACACAAACCAGGUUUGUCAUGUGUAUUCUGGAAAAUCGACACUUUCAGGAAGGUUGCUUCUGUUUUUUCUCAAUCCUCUCGAUCAGGGUAUCGGAAUGAGGGGACCAUUCAGGAAGGCUGCUUCUGUUUUUCUCAUCAAAUCCUAUUUGCUAUGUACGAUAAUCAUGAGGGGACCAUUCAGUUACGAUAAUCUUUUGCUAUCUCGAUUUCUUUUUGCGUUUCUGCAGACAAAGAUGGGUGAAGACUUAUCUGGAAGAGACGGAAUGAGGAUUAGCAAAGCAGAUGAUACAUUAUACUAUUACAACAAAUGUUUGGAGUCUGAGGAAAUCAUUUGUUUGCAUAAGAGAAUGACAAUUGAAGCUGUGGAUGGCCUGCAAAAGGCACAGAAAGUCUCGGAUUAUUCAAAGCUGUCUGCAGAGGGAACUAUCACUGAAUGCAUCAACCAUUGCUUGAUUCAGGUACAUUUAAAUGCUAAUAGUGAUCAUAAAGAAGAGACUUGUAUUGGAUGUUUUAUUCAUUCCGAUCAGAAUUGGUUGAAGCCUCUUCUUGGAUGUGAUGAACUGUGGCCCCGACAACAUGGGAUUGGAUAUAUGCUUAUGAACAUCUUUUGGGGGCUUGGAACCGGUGGCUUCACAAUGCCAAACAAUUCAAAUGAAUUGUAUGCUACACAGCUGGCACAGCUACAAGAAAUGGGAUUCUUUGACACACGUGAGAAUCGUCAAGCACUGACAGCCACUGCAGUGUAUGAUUUAUAUGGGUGUUUUUCCCUAGAGGAAGAAGAGCAAUGUAUUUGCAAACUUGCAGUUUUUAAGGUGCCUUCUAUUUUUGAAGAUACACAUCUUGGUGGUUAA
Messenger RNA from Lactuca virosa, 861 nucleotides. The record is from the annotation of a GenBank genome assembly. NCBI's taxonomy places the organism in Eukaryota, Viridiplantae, Streptophyta, Magnoliopsida, Asterales, Asteraceae.